UCAUAACUCUCACGCAUAAUCGACACGCGACUCACUCCCACAUACCUCUCACUGUUAUAUUUGCCAUCGAUUCGUCACACUCAACUUGAAGAUGGCUAUGGAGGUGGAUCGCAUCUCCGACUUUCUCGGUGAUCAGCGCGAGCAGGCUCCAGAGGACCUCCAGCCUUAUUUCCUAGAAUUUGAAGACAAGUGGGAGAAGAAGCUAUGGCACGAGCUAACAGAGGAGCUGAUAAAAUUCUUCAACCAGCCAGAUAGUGCACCACAGCGUCUGGCUCUCUACGACACAUUCAUUAAGAGCUUCGCUGGAAAGGUUAACCAGUUGAAGCUCGUGACUUUGGGACUGAAGGCAGCUUCACAGAUUAAAGAUCCCCAAGAUCGACUGAAAUUCGUUACGACCCUUGCCGGAAGGGUCAACAAGCCUGUGUCCCAGGACGCCUACGUUCACGCCACUGUGGAAGCCGCAAACAUACACCUACAACUAGAGCAGUAUGAGGAGGCACGGAAGAAGUUAGACGAGUGUGAGAAGAUUCUAGAUACAUUCGAUUCUGUUGAGACCGUUGUACACGCUUCCUUCUACGGCGCGAAUGCCGAGUACUACAAAGCCAAGCAAGAAUUUGCAUCAUACUACAAGAACGCUCUUCUAUAUCUGGCAUGCAUAGAUCUCUCUAUGCUAUCGGUAGAGGAGCGACAGUCAAGAGCAUAUGAUCUCAGCAUUGCUGCCCUCGUCUCAGACUCCAUUUACAACUUCGGAGAGCUCCUUCUCCACCCUAUCCUCGAUUCGCUAAACAACACUAGCCACGCAUGGCUUCGUGAAUUGCUAUUCGCGUUCAAUCGCGGCGAUUUGAACGCCUGGGACGCACAAGUCGGUAAUCUAUCGAAGAACAAGUUGCUCAAGGCGCAUUCGCAUUUCCUAUACCAAAAAAUAUCUCUUGCCGCACUUACAGAAGCUGUAUUUCGUCGGCCGCCUCAUGACCGCGCAAUGACAUUUGCGACCAUAUCGGAGGAAACGAAAGUUAAGCCGAUCGAGAUAGAACACCUAAUCAUGAAGGCUUUGAGCUUGGGUCUCGUAAAGGGACAGAUCGACCAAGUUGCGGAGGUGGCACGCAUCAACUGGGUACAGCCGAAGGUCCUCGAUAUGAAGCAGAUCGAAAACAUGAGAGGGCGACUGAAGGAAUGGGAUUCCAGCGUCAACCAACUGGGUAAUUGGAUCGAGGGGGUUGGCAAGGAUGUCUGGGCAGCAUGAGCCGAGCAGACGAAAGGAUUGGCAAGCGGCCAAUGUAGUGCAUGUAUUGCCUGCAUAAGCGGUCCUGUAUGACAUAUAGACAGCAUCCAAAUCAAGCCUUGAUCAUGAUAAAAUGUACACGUGUCUUCACACUUCCCAAAGGAUCAAAGGCCUGGCAGGGACCAUACAACAAUAGACGCUCCAGCGAACCAAGCCGGG
This is a messenger RNA of Pseudovirgaria hyperparasitica, 1441 nucleotides long. RefSeq lists its product as uncharacterized. NCBI's taxonomy places the organism in Eukaryota, Fungi, Ascomycota, Dothideomycetes, Acrospermales, Acrospermaceae. The transcript is spliced from 2 exons. Gene Ontology annotation, molecular function: structural molecule activity. Gene Ontology annotation, biological process: ubiquitin-dependent protein catabolic process. The record is from RefSeq and is a predicted model, not a curated record. The coding region runs from base 92 to 1243 and encodes 383 amino acids. Gene Ontology annotation, cellular component: nucleus; proteasome regulatory particle, lid subcomplex; cytosol.